Cynara cardunculus var. scolymus (artichoke) is the source of this 1280-nucleotide messenger RNA. Its product is annotated as patatin-like phospholipase domain-containing protein 4. The transcript has 7 exons. Gene Ontology annotation, biological process: lipid homeostasis; triglyceride catabolic process. Bases 33 to 1250 code for a protein of 405 amino acids. Gene Ontology annotation, molecular function: triacylglycerol lipase activity. The record is from RefSeq and is a predicted model, not a curated record. Lineage: Eukaryota; Viridiplantae; Streptophyta; Magnoliopsida; Asterales; Asteraceae. Gene Ontology annotation, cellular component: cytoplasm; lipid droplet; membrane.
ACCGCCAUCCUCCGCCGUCCCCAUCUUUUCCGAUGGCAACUCCACUUUCCAAUUCCACCCUCUUCUCUCCUCCUUCCUUUAACCCUAAUCCCAACUCCACCUUCCUCUCUCGCCAUCCACCAACUCUACAAUUUUCCUCAAAAGCCACCUCCAAAACCCCCAACAACAAUAACAACACCGACUCCGACUCCGAGCAACCACCAUUUCCACCACCGUCGGAGAAGAGGUCAUUUGCGGUGGCUACCGGGGAACUUUUCCUCGGGAUAGCGUCGCGAAUUAUCAAGAGCAGCAAUGCGGUACAACAUGGAUUGAAUUCGGAGGAGAAAGUUAGGAUGUUUGGUGAGGAAUUGGAUGGUAAAAAGGAAUCGUAUUUUUGGAGGAGGUUAACGAAGAGGAAAGAGGAGGAGGAGGAGGUGAUUGCGGCGGUGGUGGACGACGGAGACGUAGUAUGGGAGCAGAGGUUGAAAGACGUGGAAGCGGAGAGAAAGAGGAAGGCGGUGACUAGCCCUGGGUUUAGCUUCUCUGCUGCUGGACUUUUGUUUCCAUAUCAUCUUGGUGUUGCCAAGCUUCUGAUUGAAAAGGGUUACAUUAAGGAUACAACACCCUUAGCUGGUUCAUCAGCUGGUGCCAUCGUAUGUGCAGCGGUUGCAUCAGGAGCAAGUAUGGAGGAGGCGUUAGAAGCUACUAAAAUUUUGGCUGAAGAUUGUCGAAGUAGAGGGACUGCAUUUCGUCUUGGGGCUGUUCUCAGAGACAUUCUUGAACAAUUUCUGCCAGAUGAUGUUCAUAUAAGGUCUAAUGGGAGGGUUCGAGUUGCCGUAACACAGAUUCUUUGGAGGCCUAGAGGGUUACUCGUUGAUCAGUUCGAUUCAAAAGAGGAUCUCAUUAAUGCAGUAAUUACUUCUUCGUUUAUCCCAGGAUAUCUUGCGCCAAGACCAGCAAUCCUAUUCCGAAACCGACUCUGUGUUGAUGGCGGUUUGACUUUGUUUAUGCCACCAACAUCUGCUGCUCAAACGGUCCGAGUCUGUGCUUUUCCUGCCGGUCGUUUGGGAUUGGAAAACAUUGGUAUCAGCCCCGAUUGUAAUCCUGAAAAUAGGGCGACCCCCAGAGAGCUUUUCAACUGGGCAUUGGAGCCAGCAGCCGAUUCGAUUCUUGAUAACCUCUAUGAGCUUGGCUACAUGGAUGCAGCCAUCUGGGCCGCGCUAAACCCAGUCAACGAUUUGGUUCACGAAGACAACCCAUUGGUUAGAUGAUAUGAUUCAGGUUAUUCAGCUGCAGAUAUC